AUGUUGUUUGACACUGGGUCGGCAGAGACUCUUGUACAUCAGCGGGUACUUGACAGGUCCUCUAAAGGUUUUAAGUUAAGCUUCGUGGGUGACCCUGUGGUUUUGGCAAACGGCCAACCUUUGGAUAUUAUGGGGAAGUGUGACGUGCUUAUUUGCAAUGAUAGGGUAAGUGUUGUUCAAUCGGUGUUAAUCGCUGCAGAUCUUACGUAGGACUGUUUGCUAGGAAAAGAUUUUCUGGGAAAACAUGCUUGCAAAAUUGAUUUUGAAGCCAAAAGAAUUGUAAGGUAAAAUUGUUAAGGCAUAGAAUGGCGUGAAGAAAGCUUUUGAGAUAAGUUUGGCGGAGACUGUUGUUGUUCCUGGAUGGCAUGAAAUGGUUUGUUAGGGUUAGUGGAACCAUCUCCAAGUUUUGUUAAACAACACGAUCUCUUAUUUGCUUGUGUGUUAUCUCGCCCAAAAGACAAUACAGUAAGAAUCCCCCUGUUUAACCCAUCGCCAACUCGUGUGACCCUGUACCUCAGUUGGUACCUUUAGCGAGUUAGAAGAAAGUGUCCUUGACCCAGUCUAGUGCAACCACCUCAAGCCUACAGCACCCUCCCCUAAGACGAAGCCAAAGAUGUCCAGCAAAUUUGACUUUGACUCCCUGGAUCUGA
Molecule: messenger RNA, 650 nt
Organism: Pocillopora meandrina
Lineage: Eukaryota; Metazoa; Cnidaria; Anthozoa; Scleractinia; Pocilloporidae
Source: the annotation of a GenBank genome assembly